CUCGUGGUCCAUUUUCUAUUUUAUUAAAUUGAAUGACUUUCUUUAAAACCCAAAUAAAUGUACUAUAUAUAUAAAUCACAAAGCACCUCCAAAAAUUUAUAACCCAAAGAAGAAAUAUUACCAUUUAAUUGAAGGAAAAAAACCCAGCAAAACUUGCUAGAAAUGGCAAUUGACAACCUCCCUAGUGCAACAACUAGUGAUGAAAGCCACCAUUCGGGUUCAUAUAUUCGUAACCUUGUUAAGCAUCUUACAACUACAAAACCCUUAAACACAAACCAAAACUUGAUCAACAACGAUGCUCUUAUUGUUGGGGAGUUUAAUCAACCAUCAACAACCACCAAAAAGGGUGACAAAUUAGGCAUGACAAAGCCAAACAACCACCACAACAACCACCAACAACAAGGUCAUAAGAAGCAAGUCCGGCGGCGGCUCCACACGAGCCGCCCGUACCAAGAGAGACUCCUCAACAUGGCCGAGGCAAGGAAGGAGAUUGUUACCGCGCUUAAGUUUCAUCGAGCCUCCAUGAAACAAGCGAACGAGCGGAAACAACAACCGCAACACGAACAACACCACCAUCUCCAACAUCAUCAAUCCAUAUUUGGUGUACAAGAUUAUCAACAAACUUGUAGUAUUGUAAAAAAUGAACCAUCAUCUUCUUCACUAGAAAACUUUUCUUAUUAUCCUUCACAAAACAAUAAUAGUAGUUAUACUUGGGGUAAUAUUUCUUCACCUCCUCAACCUAAUAAUAUGUAUGGAACCUUAAACAACAUCCCACUCCCUAAUCAAACAUUAGGGUUAAACCUAAACCUCCAAGCUUUUACAAACUUGGACACACCUUUUUGCCAUGACAUAAACACAACAACAACCUACAACAAUAAUAAUAGUAAUAACCCAUCAUCAUCAUCAAUGUCACCGUCGUCGUCGUCGUCCUCGACACCGAGAGAUCUCGGUACCGCGACGACGACGACGACGACCGAGGGCGUGGGGAUGACUAGUGGGAAUUGUAUGGAUAUGCACCCUGCACUAGAUGAUGCGGAGAUGGCGGUGAUUAGAUCAAUAGGAGAGCAACAUCAAAUAGAGAUGGAUGAUACUUUGAAUUUGGUGAAGUCAGCUUGGUGGUUUAAGUACCUUAAAACGGUGGAUUUUGGUAAGGAAAUUAAAGGGGAAAAAGUUAGUUAUGAUCAUAAUAAUAAUCUUCCAUUUGAGGAGUUGAUGGAGUUUCCAACUUGGUUGAGUGCAAAUAAUGAGGACAACUUCUUGCAACAACAUUUGGAUGAUUCUUGCUCUGAGGAUACUACUUUGCCUUGGAUGGAUAUCGGAGACAUUGAUGGAAUGGAUGAUGAGUGGCUAUCUUAAACACCAUUAAUUUACCACUUCUGAGUUGUUCUGAGUUCUGAUCUUGCUUCUUCCCAAUGAAGUUCUUGCAAAGACAAUAUAUCACACGAGGAUACAUGGAUUUUAUGCUUCUUAUUUAUAAAGAGAUUAAUUAAUUAAUUAAUUAAUUAAUUAGGAACGAAUGGUGGAUAAUCAGCCUCCUGUGAUUUGUCAUUUACCCCUGUUUUUUUUUAUUAAUUUAAAAUAAAAGGGUUUGCUCUGAUAUUUUUAAGAGAGGAAAAGCAUGCCAUUGGAGGGGAGCACUGUUAGAUCAUUGUCUGUAUUUUGGGUUGUCUAUGUCUACUUCUUAAUUUUUAUACGAAGUACUCCGUAUUUAUUUAAGGAAAUAUUAUACUUCUA
Molecule: messenger RNA, 1734 nt
Organism: Spinacia oleracea (spinach)
Lineage: Eukaryota; Viridiplantae; Streptophyta; Magnoliopsida; Caryophyllales; Amaranthaceae
Exons: 2
Coding region: 163-1356 (397 amino acids)
Source: RefSeq, a predicted model, not a curated record